CAACUGUGUGUAAAGGACAAGGAGGCGUGUGUGGCAGACAGCACCACACUAUCACUGUGUGCGACUGAAAACUAUCCGAGCUUGUGUUGGUGGUCAGGAAAACAGCAGCCGUGCCCCGCCGCGCCCCCACCCCCAGCGGAGCCGUCAUGUGGCAGGAGGCCCGCAAACAUGAGCGCAAGCUUCGUGGGAUGAUGGUUGACUACAAGCGCCGAGGAGAGCGCCGGCGAGAAUACUAUGAAAAAAUAAAAAAAGAUCCGGCACAGUUUCUUCAGGUUCAUGGCAGAGCCUACAAGAUCCACCUGGAUCCUGCUGUGGCACUGGCUGCAGAAAGUCCUAUCAACAUGAUGCCAUGGCAAGGAGAUGCCAACAACAUGAUUGACAGAUUUGAUGUGAGGGCUCACUUAGACUACAUCCCAACCUACACUCCUCCACUGCUCAGCACUACAACCCCAGAGCAGGAGAUGGAGGAGAGGAAGUGCAAUUAUGAACGCUACAGAGGUUUAGUGCAGAAUGACUUUGCCAACAUCUCAGAGGAGCAGUGUUUAUACCAAAUCUACCUGGAUGAACUCUAUGGUGGCCUGCAGAAACCAAAUGAGGAUGAGAGAAAAAGUAUACUGGCUGAGAAAAAGGCAACUAUUGGUUACACCUAUGAAGACAGCACUGUGACAGAACCGAAACCUCAGUCAGAUAAAGAUGAAGACAAUUCAGAAAACAGUGAAUCUGAGGAGGAUGAGGGCAUUCCAGAUAUUGACGUGGAGGUGGAUGUUGAUGAACUGAAUCAAGAACAAGUGUUGGACCUGAACAAAAUGGCAACCCCAUAUGGAAUGUCUGAAGGAGAUUUUGUCAGAAUGUUGAGGAAAGACAAAGAGGAAGUGGAGGCUAUCAAACAUGCGAAGGCUCUGGAGGCAGAGAAAGCCAUGUACUCUGGCCGACGUUCACGCAGACAAAGGAGAGAGUUCAGAGAGAAGAGACUGAAAGGCAGACAGAUCAGCCCCCCCAGUUAUGCCAGGAGGGACAGCCCAACAUAUGAUCCCUAUAAACGGCCUGAGUCUGAAUCCAGCUCUGAGUCCCGAUCACGAUCUCGGUCUCCAGGACCAGAGAAGAUCACCUUCAUCACCAGCUUUGGAGGCAGUGAUGAUGAAGCGGCAGCAGCAACACAAGCAACAGCUCCUCACUCUGGCCACGCCCCCUCCAACUUGCAGCACCCUGCAGGUCAUAGCAGGGGCUCCCGGAGACGAAGGUCAUCCUCCAGUCGCUCCCCUUCCUCGUCUCGCUCCUCAUCUCGAUCCUCCUCUCGCUCCUCCUCCCGGUCACGGCGCAACAGGCGAGGACGAGGGGGGCGGGAUGGACGACGUUCCCGUUCACGGUCGAGACGGCAUUCCAGAUCUCACUCUCGGGGUAGAGGAGGUAACGGAGGGGGUGGAUCUUGGAGGAGACGUGACCGGACACAAUCUCGAUCCAAUGACCGAGACAGAGAGCGAGACAGGGACAGAGACAGAGAGAGGGACAGGAGACGGUACUCAGCACGCAGAUGGACAAGGUCCCGUUCCAGCUCACGGCAGGGGGGUGCGUCGAGACGAGGGGGUCGGAACAGCAGAGGCCGCAGUCCCUCUCACUCUCCCAGCCGUCCCAACCACAGCCCCUCCCCUCCUCACAGAGGAACCCAGCCCUCUACCAUCACUGUCUCUGACAAGCUAAGAAAGCCUGAUACUCCGGGUGGUAAAGAGACGGGAGCUGCCAAACCCAAGAUGACCCCACAGGAGCGGCUGAAGCUGCGUAUGCAAAAGGCACUCAACAAGCAAUCCAAGGCGGAUAAGAAAGCAGCCCAGGUUAAGAUCCAACAGCAGGAACACAAACGACAGGAACGGGAGGGAGAACUACGAGCCAUGGCACGCAAGAUACGCAUGAAAGAGCGAGAGCGUCGUGAGAAAGAGAGGGACGAAUGGGAAAGACAGUACGGGCGACAAAGCAGCUCGCCUUCUCCUUCCAAAUACGGCCGAGAACACAGCUCACACAGAAGGAGGUCAAGGUCCCGAUCACGGAGUCCGUACUAUCGGUACUGAGCUGGAAGUUGGACUCACUCUAAAAAUCCCUUGUCAUUGGCACACAGAUAUACUCAACCGACUGUAGGUUAACCAUCAGACUAACCUGUACCUUUAAAACGUGUGUUCUCUGAUGCCCCAUGUGCGUACAGAGUAUAGCAUUUUGACUGUGAUACUUUAGUUUCACUUAUUCCACAGCUGAUCGGAUCAGCCAAUUUGGCGUGCCCUUUUCAUUUUUCAUUCAUCUUGUAACGUUAUUUGCUCUAGGUUAUUAAAUGGGAUCCUGGUUUCUUCACUUCUGCAUGCUCUUUUUUUCCGACUUAAACCAGUAAUAUUCAAUAUGAAGUCAAUGUAUGAAACUAAGCAAUAUCUUUAACCUUACAUUUUCCUUUUUUUGUAACACUCAGCAUCCUUUUACUUUUCUCUAACAGUCUCACACAAAAUUCACACCUUGUGAACUGAUGUACAGAAUAUUUCUAAUUAUUUAUGAUAAUACUGUGUAAAAUCAGAUGUAAUCACAACAUCGAGUGAUCAAUUUCUCUUUUUAUACUCUGCCAUCAGCCAAAUGGUCAAUGGAAGCAAAUAACUUUUUUGUUGUCAGCAAAUGUGGAAUGUAAAAUACAAGCAUCCAAUAAAAUGACCUUGAAUUCA
This is a messenger RNA of Sphaeramia orbicularis (orbiculate cardinalfish), 2693 nucleotides long. It is a transcript of the gene clasrp, whose product is annotated as CLK4-associating serine/arginine rich protein. The record is from RefSeq and is a predicted model, not a curated record. NCBI's taxonomy places the organism in Eukaryota, Metazoa, Chordata, Actinopteri, Kurtiformes, Apogonidae.